CACGAUCAGGCCUGCCUCUUGAUUGGCUGUCUUGAUCGAGAGCUUCUUGAACCUUUUCAAACCCGAGUACGCACUACAGUCCGUGGAAACAGUGGAGGACCGUGCUAAAUCCCAGCGAGCUCCGGUAUUCACUCUGCUGCGCGUGCAGGCGCCCACCACUUCGGGGAAAAAGGCUUAUUUUUGAAAGAGCUCGAGCACUGUGUCGGUUGUAAAAGCCAUUCGUUUCUGUUGUCUCGGAAAUGCAACAUGCGGCAAUAGUAAAUAGAGUGCUAUUAAUUCGUUUUUUAUAAAAACGUUUCCAAACGCAUAUUUAUGUUCGAUUUGAAGCAGAAUUGUUAAUCAUUUUUUAUGAUUUCUUUCAUACGUGCAUAACAGGAUUUACACAUGCAAUGUUGGAAUGCGGAGGAUUCCUCUGACAGUUCUCAGCGCAAGGGAUACGUAAUGGAGCUUUGAUCGGUAAACAUCCACUUGUUUUUUUGUCGGGAUCUUACCAAUAUUUACACGUUAUAGACACAAUUUAUGAACAAAUGCAAAGAUAAAGAAUAAUUGCAAAUACCAAGCGCGAGUUAUUUUUUUGAACGACAGGUGAGGGUGUACUGCCUGCUGACACUUCUGAAUGGUUGACGUAGACAACAUCGCAUUUUCAUUUGAUUCAUUCAACUUUUUGAUCCGAGGUGCCACCUUUAUUUCCGUAUCAUGUAUUCACAUUUCAAUACAAUUCCGCAAUUGAGACUCGGUUAGUUUAGCCUAAACAUCCAGCUUACUGCCCUCCUUAUAUCUGACCGAGGAGAAAGCACAGACCGCGCUGGGAGACAUGGCUAAAAACCUGUCGGAGGGACCCAAGGAGCCAGACCUGAAUCAGCUACCGGAUGAAGAGCUGCUGCGAUGCGGCAAGGAGGAGCUGGUCAAGCGCCUUCGGAGGCUGGACAACGAGAAGAUGAACCUAAUGAUCGACCACGGUAACAUGAUGAAAGACGUUAACCGGAGGCUGCAGGUGCACCUGCACGAGAUCCGCAACCUGAAGGAGAUCAACCAGAAGCUCCAGGACGACAACAACGAGCUGCGCGAGCUCUGCUGCUUCCUGGAUGACGACCGGCAGAAGGGCAAGAAGCUGUCCCGGGAGUGGCAGCGGUUUGGCCGGUACUCCUCAAGUGCCAUGUGGAAGGAGGUGGGUACCUACCAGCUAAAGCUCAAAGAGCUCGAGACCAACCAGGAGAGGGUGGUGCGGGAGAACAUGGACCUGAAGGAGAUCAUCCUCAUGCUGGAUGAGGAGAGGAACGGAGUCGGUUCCCGGAGCUCCAUAGACUCCCAGUUCAGCCUCACCAACCUGAAUGGCGGGACUGGGACAGUUCGGGAUGUCGGGGAUGGCAGUAGUACCUCCAGCACUGGGAGCGCAGGUAGUCCCGACCACCACCACAACCACAACAGCCACAACCACAUACACAAGCUGCCCGCGGAAAGGGAGGGCAAGCUGGGAGGCACCUUCCAGAGGAGGUCCAUGGAUGACCUGUCAGCACCACACCAUCACAGGAGCAUCCCUAAUGGACUCUGUGACUCCUCCUCCUCUAACUACAUCAGAGAGCUGGAGAUCAAGAUGAGGAUAUUGGAAGACGACAACAGCAAGCUUUUAACUCAGCAGCAGUGUAACCCAGGGGACCUGCGUGUCCUGAGGAAGGGGAUGACCCUGUACCACUCUGAGUCUCAGCUGUCAUCCCUGCCACGACGCCAAGAUGCACUGCACAACGGCACGGUUGGUCGCCUCCCCACCAGUGAGUCAACCCCGGUAACAGGCUACCUGCCCUGUGUUCAGAAACCAGAGUCUGUGGUCCACGCUAUGAAGGUGUUGGAGGUGCAUGAGAACCUGGAUAAGAAGCAGGGCCCAGAGGACUACGAGGAGGAUCUGAGUGAGAAGGAGAAGGCCAUCGUCAGAGAGAUGUGUAAUGUGGUGUGGAGAAAGCUGGGCGACGCAGCAGGAGCUAAGCCGUCCAUCAGACAGCAUCUCUCUGGCAACCAGUUCAAAGGCCCUCUGUAGUCCACGGCAACCAGAGAGGAAGACGAACUAUGCUCACCUGACACCACCUCCACUCCU
Messenger RNA from Oncorhynchus keta (chum salmon), 2089 nucleotides. RefSeq names its product coiled-coil domain-containing protein 85C-A-like. Gene Ontology annotation, cellular component: apical junction complex. Bases 815 to 2032 code for a protein of 405 amino acids. The record is from RefSeq and is a predicted model, not a curated record. NCBI's taxonomy places the organism in Eukaryota, Metazoa, Chordata, Actinopteri, Salmoniformes, Salmonidae. The transcript has 6 exons.